This is a messenger RNA of Babesia ovata, 1644 nucleotides long. RefSeq lists its product as uncharacterized. Lineage: Eukaryota; Apicomplexa; Aconoidasida; Piroplasmida; Babesiidae. The transcript is spliced from 5 exons. Bases 1 to 1644 code for a protein of 547 amino acids. The record is from RefSeq and is a predicted model, not a curated record.
AUGGCUGCUGUGGCACUGCACGGUUAUAAGGUGAAGGGCAUUAACAAUGUCAUGGUACGGCUCUACCCGCAGGUGCUCGGCAUUCACAAAGUACACGAGCACAAUCUCUGCAACGCCCUCAGGGACUUUGGACUUAUGCUGAAAUCAGAAUGCAGGGGUGAACUAAUACAGUACAAUAACGAUUUUUUGAAGUUUGCGCACACCAUGCGCUCCAGUGAGCUUUGCAUGAUCGCGCAUGGAUACUCCAUUUUGGAGCUCAACGACCGCGAUUGGUGGGACAAAUUCACUGCAAUUGCUGCUCGGAAUGCUUAUGACAUGGACGGAAAGGAGAUGGCAGGUCUGAUGUAUUCACUGAGCAGGGUAUACCCCGGCAAACAUCCCCUGAUUGCACAACUAAUAGAGGAGUCAACACCGUGGAUCCAGCAUGCGAAUCCUGGCACGUUGUCUUUACUGGUGAAGGUUAUAUCCAACCUGAAGAUUGGGGGCAAUUACCUGCAUCAGAUCAAUAAGCGGGCAAUAGAGAUUAUAAAUGAGCUCAACAUUGUGGACGUCAUAUUCUUUAUAACGUCCAAUACAGAGGCCAAGACCCGUGACUUGGAGUUGUAUCGUGCUCUUUGCACAAGGUCAAUCGAGUUGUACGACGAUAUGGAACUGCACCACUUACGGGCCCUGGCGGCUUCUUUAAGUAUUGGUGGCUAUAAAUCUUCGCUGUUUUUCAAUGUCCUGUCUCUGCGUCUGGUUGACAUUUGUCGCACUAAAAAGCUUAAAGAUGGCGACGUUAUAUCCCUGUUCUUGGCGUACACGUCUCAAAAGUUCCUCAGUCAGAAUGACCUUUGUAUCGACGUACAGGUUUACAAGCGGUUUCUGCAGGAGCGCUAUGGAUACGUAUCGAAAGACAAAUCCGAGUUCCCCAUCCCUGAGUUGGGACCAGUAUUUUCUAAGGCUUUGAAAGACAAUAUCCACAGGAUAACUGCCAACGGAAUGCCCAUAGUGUUGCGCGCAAUUUCGAUUUUGAAAAUACCAGUUGAGCAGGAACUUUACGACAGGGUGCUGCAGGAAACGGCGCAGUACAUUCGUGAAGGCAAGUAUGACGGGUUGAAGCUUUCAAAUUUAGUUGUUACCAUCGCAAAACGUCCAGGACGACACGACGUCUUCUGGAAUGCCGUGCACGACUCUGUCUCCCAGCCUGAUGUCGCUUUCAACGCAGACCUUGUUGCCAAGAUGGCGGCCACACUGGGAGCUGUGACGGACGAUGCAUCUAGACGUUUGGUCUACAAGGACCUCAUCGACCUUUCGUUGAAGUGCUGUAAGGACAUGAACGUGAAGUCCAUUUUUGCCCUGACACGGGUCUGUGCGGCUAACAUGGAGCUGGAGGCGUUAUGCUCUGCGUCUUAUGUGGACGCUGUAGUCGCCCUGAUGCACCGCGUUCCCAUCUCUGACAUCUUCCACCUACUGAAGCUCUAUCCUUUCCGCGCACUUGCACCAGGUGACAGAAAUGUCAUGCACCUUUUGGAAGCUGCCAAGGAAGCGCUUAAUAAGUCUCACGAGCGCUCCCCUGGCUUCAUGCCAUUGAGGAUGAUGCUUGAAGAUCUUGUUUCCAAACAGGAUACCGAAGACAAAACAUCGAAAACAUGCGAUACUUGA